Molecule: messenger RNA, 1161 nt
Organism: Oncorhynchus mykiss (rainbow trout)
Lineage: Eukaryota; Metazoa; Chordata; Actinopteri; Salmoniformes; Salmonidae
Gene: gig2p
Product: grass carp reovirus (GCRV)-induced gene 2p
Cellular component (GO): cytoplasm
Source: RefSeq, a predicted model, not a curated record
GCAUAAAUGGUUAAGGUGUUGGCUUGACAGUCGCUGGACCGGGUUUGUGUCAGGGCUACCCCUGAAUUUGCUGUAUUAUACCCCAGCACCUUAUUCACAAUUUGAUAUAACCUUAUAUUAAGGUGAGGAGGGGAGGAAAUAGUUUCACUAUUGAUACGCAGCCCAAAAGUGUCCUCCAAGUUGUUAGUUGCCGAGUUGAGCUUGCAACUGUUGCAAUAAUUAAUUCUAGAGGAAUUCUCUAUGGGAAUCAUAUGCAUUACGAGUUCUAAGAUAUAGGCCCAAUUAUAUGGUCUGUACGGCGUCUAGCUCUAUUAUUGCGACACGUUCCCGUUUUCAGAACGUAGUGCCAUUUCAUUAGUUUAGGCUACUUUCAAUUUAGUUGUACAGAAAGCGAAAGUAUAAUUGCUCAGAUCGAACUUCGGCGACGCAUUGCUGUACAGGAUGUCGGUGACGUUCUUUGGCUGGGACGUGGUGUACGAUGACAAAUCCCUGGUGUUGGAACUGGGGGCAGAGCAGGAGCCUCAAAAGGGGGAUUCUUACACUAUGUACCAUGGCACCAAUGUCCAGACUGCUCGGCUCAUCAUCACCAAUGGCUUCCACCAGUCCCCUGAUGGCAUGUUGGGCCCCGGUGUGUACGUGAGCCGCAACCAGCAGAAGGCAGAGCGCUACCCGCUAAAAUCCCCCCCCUCCAACCGUGUGGUGCUGCAGCUGCGUGUUAACGCUGGUCGCGUGAAACGCAUCGACAAAGACAACCACCCUAUGCAAAAGAGCUGGAACGCAGCAGGGUACGACACCGCAUGGGUUCCCCCCAACUGUGGCAUGCAAUCCGUGCCCAGCGGCCUGGAGGAGGACUGUGUGUUUGACCCCCAGCGUGUCGUGGUCACUAGCAUCGCCAAGGCGCCCAACCCCACCAUCCUGGCUGAGCUAAAGCAGUUGGUUUCACAGAAGCGGGCUGGGAUUGGAAGGGGUGGAGACAUGCAGGUUGCGGUGGCUGGGGGUGUGUGUACCCUGUGCAAGAGGAAAACCACAUCAGAUCACACACAUACGCUGCUCCCGUGCUGGGGUUGCGGACAGAACAUCUGCACCCAAAUGACCAAACACACCUGCUCUGCCAGUGCCUGACACGGGGAGGGGGGUAGAAGACAAGGAGUAGCUGUGAUG